This is a messenger RNA of Argiope bruennichi, 1174 nucleotides long. RefSeq lists its product as uncharacterized. Lineage: Eukaryota; Metazoa; Arthropoda; Arachnida; Araneae; Araneidae. The transcript has 11 exons. Bases 153 to 755 code for a protein of 200 amino acids. The record is from RefSeq and is a predicted model, not a curated record.
CUGUUCAGUGAUUUCUUUUUCUUUUUUUUAUGGUACUACGCAGGGUAUAUAAAUGUAAAAGAAGCUGAUAAACGCAGACGACACUAAAUCGAUAUCCUUUGCGUUUGACUUGAAGUUUAAUUAUAUUAGUUUGGCUACAGAGGCUUUUCAGAAUGUUUAAAGUUGGGAUUUUCGCGGUUUUCGUUCUGUUUUUCUUUUUAAUAGAAAUAGCGGCAGGACAGAAACCUCCAAGAGCUUAUGCAAAAUCUAAAUGUGAGAAACGAAUUAAAAAUGAAACAAUGUUGGAGCAAUGUAAAACAUGUGUUGAACAAUACAACUUGCCGGAAUAUCCUUCAAAAAGUGAAGUAAGAAAUAUGAUCAGAACAUGUGUACCAAAGAAAGAUCCUAAGGAAUGGGUGAAAGGAAAAUGUGAAGAAAAUACUGAAAAGCAGGAUGACAUAGAAAAAUGUUUUCAGUGUGUGGAUGAUUUCGAGUUGCCUCAAAAUGUUACCAGAGAUGAUGUUCAAGCUUUAAGAAGAACAUGUCUUCCUCAACCAAGCUUGAAAUUUAAGGCAAAGAGGAAGUGUGUUAAGAGGCUCCGAGUUAAAGAGGAAAUUGAAUCUUGCAAGGAAUGUAUACAAUCCUACAAAUUACCUGAAAAACCAUCUUGUGAAGAGGUGAAUGAAAUGAAAAGAAAAUGCAUACUUGAGAGAUCUGGUCGAGAGCUGUGGACUGAACCUAUUCUCCAAGAAGAUGAAGAAGAAUAUUUGGUUUGAUAUGGCAACUGUGAACGAACCUUCCUUGCAGCAUAAUUGAAUCGUGCACAUAUUUAAUCAGUAGUUUUAGUUUUUAUGUCAACCUGAUAAGUUCUUUUGAGGGAUAUAUGUAAAUGAUAUUGCAUGAUAAUCUGAAAGAUUACAUUCUUGAAACAUCAGCGUGUGAUUUAACAGGGCAAAAGAAAAUCUUACUGCACAUUAGUUUAUAUUUAUAUGAAUAUAUGUGAUAUCCUUACUGCAAGUAAUAUUGCAACCAAAAUUUAGCUAUUUGUGAUAACACAUUUUACUGUAUAAAUUUGUCUUCAGUAGGAUGGUUUAUGUAUUUGUGCGUUUUCAUUUGUGUCUUUAAUUUAUUUUAUUUUAUUUCGAUUUCUUAUGUAGUAUGUUAUAUGUAAUAAAUAUUGUAUCUUUGAAAUGUU